Molecule: messenger RNA, 4264 nt
Organism: Spinacia oleracea (spinach)
Lineage: Eukaryota; Viridiplantae; Streptophyta; Magnoliopsida; Caryophyllales; Amaranthaceae
Product: putative disease resistance protein At1g50180
Biological process (GO): defense response to other organism
Molecular function (GO): ADP binding
Source: RefSeq, a predicted model, not a curated record
GACCCGGUCGGGCUAGUGCCAUGACAAUAUGACAUCUAUGUGGACAGGGGAAACCGGACUCGUCACAAAAAUUCAUACUCGUCAGUCGUCACAGUCUUCAACCGUCCAGUCGUCCACCACCGUACACCGACAAUUGAUGGCCCCUUCUCCGUCCGCUUUCUGCUUUCAUUCUUCCUCCUCUACCGAUGGCCUUUCCGCUCCUCCGGUAACCGGGUACGUACUGGACUAGCUGCUAGAUGGCGGCAUCUGAUCUUGUAGCAUCAGCUAUUCAAUGGAUUGGCUCCUUGCUAGUCCAAGAAGCAACCAUUUUAUUCGAAGUGGCAGACCAAGUAAGAGGCCUCCAAGAAGACCUUGAACUUAUGCAACAGUAUCUCCAAGAUGCGGAUGCAAAGCAAGAUAUGAAGGAGAUUCGUACUUUGGUCAGGCAAAUAAGGAAACUUGCUUAUGAUGCUGAGGAUGUAAUUGAUACUUACAUCCUUGAAGUUGAAGGAAAGGCUGAUGUGCUAGGCAAAAAGGGCUGGUUCAUGAAAUUCGCUUGCUUCCUGCAUACUGCGCCUCAGACCUACAGUAUAGGGAAGCAGAUACAGUUGAUGCAGAGUAAUGUGAAGCGAAUUACUGACAGCUUAGUUGAUUCUGGGGUACGAAGAAUCACGAAGGUAGGAGAAGAUUUGAGAUCAUCAAGCAACCGUGAAAGAUGUUCAAAGCAAAAGUCACGAAGCUACCCCUAUGAUGAUGAUGGUGAAUUUAUUGUGGGUUUAGAGAAAGAUAUCAAUAUUUUGGUACAAGUAUUGAUGGGAGAGGGGGAGACUCAAGUAAAAUUUGUUUCCAUUGUGGGGAUGGGUGGCUCGGGGAAAACCACCCUUGCUAGGAAGCUCUACAAUCAUCCGUAUACUAAAGAAUGUUUUGAUUGUUGUGUGUGGGUUUGUAUCUCGCAAGAAUGGAGCACCAGGCAUGUUUUAUCUGAAAUCUUGAGGAAAGUUAGUAGCCCUAUGGAGAUAUCUAAGUUGAAUGCCACAUCAAGCAUGGACGAGCUAGUGGACAAGCUCAGGAGCAUCCUGGAAAAGAAAUCAUAUUUUGUGGUCUUGGAUGAUGUGUGGAGGAAAGAGGCUCUCGAGGAAAUACUCCCUGCCCUCCCACAUAUCAGCGAUAAUAAAGGAAGCAAGAUUAUAAUCAAUAUCACCACCCGAAACCAAGAAGUUGUUCAAUUCCAAAACCUCCAAAGACACCUAUAUGUCCAUGAGCCAAGACCUCUAAACAAGGAUGAAAGUUGGGAAUUGUUCUGCAAGAUCGCUUGUAAUUAUCAUACAAAUUGCAAUAAUGCGAGCUAUGAGAAUCUAGGCAAGGAAAUGCUAAAGAAAUGUGAUGGGCUUCCGUUAGCUAUAGUAGCAUUAGCUGGGAUCUUGAACACUAAAAGGAGCAUUGGGGAAUGGCAACAAGUGAGUGAAGUUGUACGGUCAAAGGUGAUGGAAGGUAAAUGUACACAUAUGUAUGGUAAAGUAGGGGAUAUGCUAGCUCUGAGCUAUGAUGAUUUACCUUGUGAUCUUAAGCCUUGCUUUCUUCAUCUGGGUGUUUUCCCGGAAGAUUGCCAAAUUCCAGCUGGAAUGCUAACCAGAAUGUGGAUAGCUGAGGGACUUGUUACUGCAAUUGAUGAGAUGACCCUAGAAGAUGUAGCAAUGCAACGCUUGGAAGAAUUGAGCCACCAGUUCAUGAUUCAAAUAGUGCGGACAAAUUUCAAGGGAGCCAUAAAAGCAAUUCACAUGCACGAUCUAUUGCGUGAACUUUGUGUCAGAAAAGCCAAAGAACAAAAUUUUCUUCAAGUGAAUGCCCAUAUCACCAAUUUUGCUUCUAACGGUGCAUCUGCAAUGGCAUUCCAGUCACGUAGGGCUGCUCUUCAUUCCAGCACCUGUUUCCCUACACAAGCUUCAAACUUAAGGUCACUUGUUCUACUGACAAGAUCUACUGUCAUGCACUCUGCUUAUGUUUCCAAAGAGACAUUAGACUUGGGGGUUCUCCAUCAAAAUUUUAAGUUGCUUAGAUUGUUAAAUCUCUGGGGUAUAAAGACUACCACUGGAGCUUUACCUACACAAAUCGGAAGCUUAGUUCACUUGAGGUACCUUGGCAUUCGUGCUUCAAAUAUUACUGAACUCCCCAUGUCAAUCGGUAAUUUAAGAAAUUUAUUGACUUUAGAUUACAGAAAUAUUGAUUCUGAUGAUGAUGUGAAAGUCCCCAAUGUCUUGUACAAGCUCACACAACUUAGGCAUCUGUUUUUGCCAAUGAAAUGCCCUUGGAUUCUUAAAGAAUUACAAUUGAGUGCAUUGAAAAACCUGCAAAUACUCUGGGGUGUAAAAUGUGUAGGGGGUGAUUGGUUCUCAAGAGAGAUGCCAAAACUGAGCAUGACUUUGAAGAAGCUGAAGGUGUUUGUGUCAACUGAAAAGGACUUGGAUGCUAUUUUCAGUUGCCCAAGCCUCAAGUUUGAUCGACUCCAUACAUUCCACUGUGAGUGGGAAUCUAGCAUAGCCUUAUGUGUAAAUCGUGUUUUCUCUCACAACCAACACCUGAAUAAGUUGGUAUUGGUCGGGAAAAUACGGUUGCAGAACCCGACUCUUAUGUUGCCAUCUAAUCUUUUGGUUUUAGAACUGAUAGAUAGUGUUUUAGAGAACGUAGAUCUUAUAUUAGUUGCUGGAGCAUUAGCCCACCUGAAGCUCCUAAGACUGUCAAAUUCUUACACGGGAACUGCUUUCACUUGCAACCCCGGUUCCUUUCCUCAGCUUGAGGAGCUCUACCUUGACAAUCUUCAGAACUUGAGCACGUGGAGAAUCGAGGAGGGAGCAAUGUCGAUUCUUAAGAAGCUUGAGAUUUUAAGCUGUAGAAAGUUGCAAUUUCCUCAAGGCUUGGCAUUUGUCACCACCCUCCAGCAACUUGAUUUUUUUGGAGUUCCUCCAGAAUUUAGCAAACAAGCUAAAGUAUAUGGGUGGUCGCAGGAAAGGAUUAGGUUGCCUCAUAACUUUGAAGCCAUUGUGGAGCAAUUCGACCCUCCCUUCGACAUCUCAUCCAUUCACAAGCUCUAUGAGCGUCUCACUACUGGGAUUUUUCUGGAUAACACAAAAAAGAAAUUCUGGAUCUUGAAGGAAGAAGACAACCAAUAUAAUUGCUUCAUGGUGUACGCGACAGACCUCUCCCUGGCAGCUGAACAUGAUAUUGAUGGUCUUCCAGUAUGGAAUACCGGACAUGAAAUUGAUGAAACGACAUCGUAUCUGUAUUCCAGCACCAGCAAGCUUCAGUGGAAAUGGACUGAAAUAGAAGAAAGCAGAGAUGGUCCACUGAUCAAAGUUGCGAAUCUAAAAGCUGAAGUGCUUGUGAUUGAUGUGCGUGGAAGAUUCGACACCAAUAAUCUCUCUCCACAUGUCACAUAUACAUUCUCUUUUGUGUUCAUGUUAGACGUCUCAGAAUGGGUAGGUAUGAUCCAUGUUAAAACUCAACUUCGCCUUGCUGAUGGCAGUUCACUGCAGCAAAGUCGCACAUUGAAUGGAAAACCAAGGAAUGAAUGGCUAAAAGUUUCUACAGUUGAAUUUGAACACCCUAAGAAUAUUGGAGAGGCAGAAUUUUCCUUGUGUUGUCAAUGGGGAGAUUAUACGUACGUUGCGUUUGUGGUCAAAGGGGUUGUUAUUGAACCUAAACUUCAAUCUUCUAACUAAUCUGAAGCCUGGUUUGUUACUGAGCUGUCUUUGUAUGCUGCAAGAAUGCCCGGAUGAGUGGAUCCGACAGUGAGGGAAAAAGUACCUUGAGAUAUGACCAAAGAAGAGCAUUGCUGCAGUUCUACCAUGAUUUCAUUUGUUCUGAAUUCGGGGUCUGUUAAAAUUUUGCUGUCAAAAGGUAUCUACUUGACAUUUAUAUCCUUGUCCUGGGAGAAGAUUUUAUUCAUUCUGCAGUUUUCAACAGAACUUGUUAGUAGAGUUUGUGAUAUUAGGGAUCACAAUGUACCUAUUACAAUGUUAUUUGAACAUAUAACUAAGAUGUCGAUUUAAGUGCAUGACAAUUUCAUGUAACCGGCAAAUCAAGUUUGUAAUGAACAUGAGUAAUGUAAGUGAGAAGGAAAGGGAGCACAAGUACAACAAAAUUUAAGGAACCGGAACCGGAAAUUGGGAACCGAAACCUGUUGCAAUAGGUUCCUGAAAAUGAGAACCGGAACCUCCUCCGAUAGGUUCUGGUUAAGCAUUUUAAAAACUUAAAUAAAUUAUUGAAAAAAAUCUACUUUAUGGUUUGA